This is a messenger RNA of Thamnophis sirtalis, 1141 nucleotides long. NCBI's taxonomy places the organism in Eukaryota, Metazoa, Chordata, Lepidosauria, Squamata, Natricidae. The record is from RefSeq and is a predicted model, not a curated record.
AUCGUCCGUUUCCUUGUGGCUUUGUCCCAGGCGCUGUGUGUCCCCACUUUCCGGCUGCUUGAACAACCCAACGGCCUCCAGAACCAUCCUGACACGGUGGAUGACCUCUUCCGGCUGGCUACCAGGUUCAUCCAACGCAGCCCCCUCACCCUCCUGCGUAGCCAGGUGAUCCUCCCCAUCCUGCAGUGGGCCAUCGCCGCCACCACCUUGGAUCACCGGGACGCCAACUGCAGCGUCAUGAAAUUCCUGCGUGACCUCGUCCACACCGGCGUGGCCAAUGAUACCUUCUGCCGCUGGCUGGAGAACUCCCUGAAAGGGUUGCCGAAGGAGACCACGGGGGGAGCCGUUCAGGUGACCCACAAGCAGCUGACGGACUUCCACAAGCAAGUCACCAGUGCUGAGGAGUGCAAACAAGUUUGCUGGGCUUUGAGGGACUUUACCAGGCUCUUCCGGUAGCUGAGGCCUCUUUCGCUCUGCCUGUCCCAGGAAUGUCUUAUUUUCAGAAGAGGAAAUAAAACAGCCAAGAUGGUGAAACCACAACUAGCAAACUUCACUGCGGCCGAAGGCUCCGACUCGCUCCGGUGUGUCCCGCCAAUCCAGAAGAGACGAUUUUGCUCCGAGAACCAAGUCGGUGAAGUUCCUGCUUGUGAGUGAGAAAAGAGAGAAAGGCAGAAAACAAAACAAAACAAAACGGAAAAAAAAAACAACCCAACCACCAGGGGGGGAAAAAAAUAAUAAUUAAAAAAAAAAAGAGGAAAUCCGAGCGCCAUUUAACCUGCGACUGCCGGGGGAAGAGGGGGGGGGGAAAAGGGGGAAGGACUGCUUUCCGGAUGGACUGGCUUUGGGGAAAGAAAAAAAGAAGGGGGAAAAAAAAGUGAAAAUGAAACAGAAAAAAAAAAAGAGGAAAACAAUGAUAACCGUAAUAAUAAUAAUUAAAAAAAAAGUUUUUAAAAAAAUCCCACCCAAAACGCGGAAACCAUCCAUAGCUGAUUUGCUAGGCAGCAAGAUUUGUUUUAAAAAAAUAAAAAAUAAAAUUUAAAAUUAAAAAAAACAAACGAGGAAUGGGGCAGGUGGGGGAAGAAACGAGAGAAAGAAAAAUAAUUUCUGUGAAAUGAGAAAUAAAUUUCCUUCAACCAUUCGU